Molecule: messenger RNA, 1358 nt
Organism: Fragaria vesca subsp. vesca
Lineage: Eukaryota; Viridiplantae; Streptophyta; Magnoliopsida; Rosales; Rosaceae
Product: cleavage and polyadenylation specificity factor subunit 5-like
Exons: 7
Coding region: 138-740 (200 amino acids)
Cellular component (GO): mRNA cleavage factor complex
Molecular function (GO): mRNA binding
Source: RefSeq, a predicted model, not a curated record
GACUGCUCUGUAAAAACGCGACUCCAACCAAAAACCCAGGGUUUUAUUCGUUCCUGGGGUUUGAAUCUCUCCCACUCCCAAAUCGAAAUCCCCAGAAACAAAAACCAGAGGCCGGAGAUCUCACCGGAGCUGUAGAAAUGGUGACGUCGGCGAUGGUCAACACCUAUCCACUGUCGAGCUACACGUUCGGGACCAAAGAGCCCAAGAUGGAGAAGGACACCUCCGUCGCAGAUCGCCUCGCUCGCAUGAAAGUCAACUAUAUGAAAGAGGGGAUGAGGACUAGCGUCGAAGCUAUUUUACUGGUGCAGGAACAUAAUCAUCCGCACAUACUUCUUCUGCAGAUUGGAAACACGUUCUGCAAACUUCCUGGUGGACGACUGAAGCCAGGAGAGAAUGAGAUCGAGGGGCUGAAAAGAAAGCUCACCAGCAAACUUGGUGCCAAUUCAGCAAACCUUGUCCCUGAUUGGCAGAUAGGAGAAUGCGUUGCUAUCUGGUGGAGGCCAAACUUUGAAACCAUAAUGUAUCCAUAUUGCCCUCCUCACAUAACAAAACCUAAGGAGUGUAAGAAGCUUUUUCUUGUUCACUUAUCUGAGAGGGAGUAUUUUGCUGUGCCCAAGAACCUAAAACUCCUUGCUGUUCCAUUGUUUGAACUCUAUGACAAUGUUCAGAGAUAUGGGCCUGUUAUAUCUACAAUUCCACAGCAGCUUUCCAGAUUCCAAUUCAACAUGAUCAGUUCAUGAACUGAGCAUGGAACUUAGAAACCCGGAUGGAACUUCCAAUAUAAUGACGAUCCUAUCUUUAUUAUCAUUGCAUGGACUGAUAGAGCUGAAGAUCUGGACAUUUUUUCGUUGCUUAACUUGAGUUGGUUAGUUUGGAAUUCAGCUAUCCAGAUGGCUGAAGCAUAACUUGUGAUAUGGUCUAUCUAUCUAUAUUGGUCAUUACGUUUAUUUGCUAAUGGGUUUGCAUUACUCUUGAAACUUUCUUUGAACUAUGUAUUCUGUGAUGUGCUAGUUCUUGUAGUUUUAGUCUUAACAGCAAGGAUACUGUUGUUUCUUCCUGGCAAGGAACAUUCCUUAAGUUUCUGUUAGAACUGGGGAGUGAUAUAGUUAGUUGUAAUAGUGUUAUUCCAAGAUUAUUGUGGUUAUAAUGUCGUAGCAGAACUUACUUGUGCUUCAGUGUAUUUGUAAUGUUGGGUAGGACAAGGAUGUAUGUAGGGUGUACGCGGCAGCUUGUAACAUUUUGCAUCUUGCAUUUCACAGCAUUCUCAUAGAUUUCAUCUUGAGAAGCUGUCUGACAUGUAUUGAUCUUUGUAGAAUUCGCCUUUGAUCAAAUGAAAGUUUUUCUAGGUGUUUUCUUUA